UUCAGUACACGGUUCAAGACGGCCGUUGAGUCUGUUGUCUGGAAUGCCUGAAUGUUUACGUGAAUAUUUUAAAUCUGUCUCAAAGUAUUCUGAUUUUUGGAGCGAGACACGACAUUUCAAGUCAAGUGUUCAGUAUAUAUGAAUCAGUGACUUGAGUUGAGGUGAUCGACAUGUGACAAGCAACAUUAAUAGAUGAGCCUGAAGCUCAUGAGACACUGGCACGACCAUCUGACCUCCACCACACCAUGACCUCCCAUAACCGUGCUUCCUUCAGCACUCGCUCCAUUGGCCAGGGUGACCUUGAUCUCCAGCCAGUGCGAGAGACCAAGAUGAGGGUGCUGAACGACAUUCCAAAGGAGCCUGUUGUUCCGCCCCCUCCUCCUCAAGUAAAGUUUAAUUUUGUUGAUGUGUCUUUUCCUGGACCACCUGAAAGGGAGUGUGAGGCCUCACAAAGCCAUCACAGAAGUGUCACCCAGAGCCCAAAGAAAAGGACUAAUGCUGCAAGUGAAAGGGAAAGAAGUAGCAAAGAUCAAGUUAGAUAUGACAAAGAAAAUUCCUUCUGUGGUCAAGCCCAAAGAAACAUGCAGAGAGACCGCCAAGAGUACUUGAGUAAGUUGCUGAGGAGAGGCGUGCCUGUGUGGGAAGAGGUGCCUGAGGAAGAAAGGGCAGCUAAGGUCAUUGGAGGCACAAACCCAUUUAGGCACCAUCCUUAUUCCAGCAGUCCACUGACAUCAAAUAUUACACACAGAAACACAAACAAACAGAAAUCAAGUAAAAUGCAAGCAGUGUGGGAGGAUGUGAAAGAUAGCUGCAAGAAUUCCUAUCCUUUGGAACACAAUAACACCUUCAUUGAUAGUCCAAGAGGGAGUACCAGUGAGGGUGAAGAAAUAUGCCUCAAGAGUAAAGCUGAAAGACUCAAUAAAAUAUUAAGAAAAAAUAGCCACGUUGUUCCGAAUACAGCACAUGACACUCCAUUUCAUCAUCAACCUGAGACCCUCUCUAGUCGUGAGGAUGGUCAGGGAGAAAACGUGAUGCUCUCAGAAGCUCCAUGUCAGGAAGAGGUUUCUCAGAUGCACCACACAAACCAGGAGCAUGUUGACGACACUUCAUGUCCCCAAGAGUCUCCUCAUCAAGAUAACCCAGAAAAUCUUGCAAGUCAGGAUAUUGCCCCUCCCAUACAAAGUGGACACUCCCUUCAUGAGAAUGAGAACCCUCAAGACAGUGCAUUAGUGAAUCAAGAGAGACCAUCAAGACCUGUCAUGAAGAAGAUAUAUGGUGGCAGAAUAGAUAAUGAUGUCAUUUCAAGUGUAAGCUGGUGGCCAGGAGACAAACUAUACAAGGAAAGAAACAAAAAUGAAGAGGAGGAGAAACAUGAGAAAGAGUCAACAAAAGAAAAGAAUGGCAAGAGAGAUUUGUCUACAUCUCAGGCUGAUGCCCAGAAGAAAAGGCAUGCUGUGGCUAGUCUGGAAGAGGUCGAAAAAUUAGAGAAGCCUCAACCCCGUGUAAGGCGCUAUGAAGUGAAUCAAGUGAGGAAGUACAUGAAGGAGAAGCAGUGUGAGCGCUCCAAGACCAUCAAGGAGCUACAGAAGAGACAGGAACAAGAGAAGAUUAAGAUAAAUGAGAGGAUGAAGGAAUUGGCCAUCAAAACCAAGCAGCUGUCACAGGCAAACAAAAAAAGCAACUACAGCUCAAAGACUGCUGAAGUAGUUAAUCAAAAACAGAAUCAGUUGGAGCAACAGUCUUUUAUAGACUGGAGCAGCCAGGCUGAUGCACACCCAUGGGUAUCAUCCCCCAAGCACAUACAAACACACCUGAAGGAGCAAAGCAUGUCUCCUGAUGCCUCUCACAACCCUAUUAGCAGAGCAGGAAAGUCAAUGAAGCAAGUUGAAACAGAAAGAGAAAUCAGCAAAGUUGCAGAAGUGUCUCAAAGCUUUGCUUUGGAUGAGAAAGAGAAGCUUGAGGACUUUAAUGUUAAGAAAAGGAGCAAAAAGGACAACAAAAGGAGAAAAAAGAGGCGGUCCUUGAGUGACAGUGAGGCCAUAAGUGACAUAGUGAGUCGCACUGUGGAGGAAUGUGAACGACAAGUGAAGUCCUCCAGUGUAUCAGUGGAAAGUUUAUCUUCAUUAUCCUCAUUUUCUUGUAGCUCGUCAGAUGUUGAGUCAAGGAGCAGUCAGUCUGAAUCUCUCAGCUCUGAUUUGGACUUGGCACCAAAGGAGCGGGCACUGGCAUUGGGCCAGCUGGCGCAGAAAUUGACAAGUAGAGUCACUCAGGAAACCAGUAAUUUAACUCACCGGGAAAAACAGAAUAAGGAUGUAACUACUACACCUCGUAAGGCAACAUCCACAAGUACUGAAAAGCAUGCAACGAGAAGAGCUUCAGUAAAAAGUUCCAACAUUAAAAAUUGUCCAAGAACAUCUCUCUCUCUUUCCCAGAUAGAAAAAAUGUCUGUGGAAGAACUGAUUGCCAAAAUGACUGCAAUGCUGCCAAAUAAAUUUUUGAAUGAAGGAAAGUCAAAUGUACCUCAAGCUGACCAUCAGGGCAUAAAUAGAAAUUUAGAAAAUCAGGAGUUUGAAUGCAAUACUCAAAAUAAAACUAGAAAUGAAAACAUGGCAUGUGGGCACACUCAAGACACCCCAGCAAGGGGAAGCAUGCAGGGAGUGCUAAUGGAACAGCUGCCCAAACUGGUUGUUCCAGAUGUUCCAAAGUUGAGAUUGUCAGGUGCAGAGAGGAAAGUAAAAGAACCACGUAAGAUUGCCCAACAUGAGGACCUUUCCAUGUUGCCAGGGCACAAUGUGGUGCAGUGUGGGAAGGAUCUCAAAUUUCAGACAGAUGAAGAGAAACAAGUGUUUGUGAAAAUGACACCCACCCACAGAUUGCAGCACAGGUAUGUGAUCCCUCAAUCUGAAAGUUAUCUGACAGGAAGACAGCUGGAUCAGUCGCACUUAUUGGGUAAUCCUUCUAGUAGAUAUCUGAAUAUUAGUAAAAAGAGAUUGGAGCAUGCUGCCACUGUCAUCCAGGCCACGUAUAGAGGCUAUCGAGUAAGGAAAAUUACAAAUGUAUUGAUAAGUCAGCAGACUCCUAGAAAAGUAAAGGAUGCCACUGAGAUUAAAUCUGUUGGAGGAGUGCCCAGCAGUGUUGUCCUAAGAUCUUAUAGGCUUUCCAAAAACAGUGUUGAGGGAAGUAAUGAUACAAGACACAAACUGCUGUCCAAAGAAGGAAGAGAACAGGUAAACUGGAAGGAAGUUCAGUCAGUACUUGAAAGCAAAACUUUAAAACCUCACAAGGAAUCUUAUUAUAUUUCCCAGAGAUCUGACUUGCCAAGAUGGAUUCAACCAUAUUUUGUGCUCAGUGAAACUGGAGAUGUAAAGAACUUCCUUGAAACACAAGCAGAUAAUUCAGGUGCAGAUGAAGGGGCUGAAAAUGAUAAAAGCAGCUGUAUGAUUAACUCUGAAAGUAGAGUUAUUGGCACCCAGAACCAUCCACAUUCAGAUUUUGAAAAGCCAAUGCAUAAUGUUACUUUAACAGAAGGACCAUUAUCAGAUUUAGAAAAAGAGACAGUUUCUUUUUUUAACAAAGAAACUCAGACCAGUUAUAAUAGAUACAUGAAUGUAGAAAGUAAGAGAAAUAUAGUACAAGAAGCCAAUGAAGCUGAAGAAUUUGUAGAUUUAAAAAAGUUAUCAAAAGAGAAAGCUUUGACAUCACAAAAUAGAAAGAGCAUUAAUAACAUCCAGAAGGGAGAAAUGUUGGAGACCUCUGCAAGUGUUGCUUUGGAUGCAACACAGUCAACUUUUUCACAGAGAAACAGUGAAAACACUCUAGAAGAAGGCCUUAUAGAGGAGGCUUUGAAAGAAGAGAGUUCAUUUCAGGCAUUAGAAAAUGGAACACUUGAAUCGGGUAGCAUUGAACCUCACCUUGUCACUGAAGAAGGACCUCCUAUGGAAACUUCAGGAAUUACAGAUUUAUCAAAUGAUAAUACCUCUGCUUUGGUUGAAGAAGUAUCUGCCCCUCAUGAAUUAUUAGGAGAGGGUGUGCAUAUUGGCCCAGCAAGUCUCAGGUUAAGACUUAAUGCAGAGCUUAUGUACCAAGAUACUUUGGGCAAAGCCUUAAAUGAAUUGCACAAUGUUGAGCAACUCAACAUACUUAAUCGAAGUCGACAAGAAGCGAUGGCUUUAUCUCAGUCCUUAGCUUUACAGCAACAAAAAGCAGAAUUAACUGCUCACAGGAAAACUGAAGAUGAAGUGAGAACUCAAGAAGAGGAAACAAAACGAAGAGAGGAUUAUGAGAGGCGACUGAAAGAAAAGUUGAAACAGCAAGAAGAGGCAUUGCAGAAAGUUGAAAAGACUGAAAGAGAAGCCAGGAGUCGUUUUGCAGAGUUAGAGAGAGAAGUUCGUGCAAGAGCUGAACAGAUGAUUGCUCAAGCUACAGAGAGAAUUCCUCAGCCAAGCAGUGCACAGUCGGAUGUCAUAGCAGCAGCAGCAGUUGCUGCAGUUGGGGCAACAAUAUCACAGUGGAAGCAACUAAGACCAGUGUCAGGUCAUAAGUCACAUGGUUCAGUCACACUGACAGAAGAAUCUGUUUCUCCUGAAUCUGCUUCAAAUCAAAAUGAUGCUUUCUCUUCCAAGUUAUUCAGUGAUGAACCUCAUCCAGAAAUUUACAGUGUCUCACCUUCCUCCAGGGGCAACCAAUCUGCUGGUGAUAAAACAUCAUCCUUAGUCUCUGAAAAAUUAGAUGAAAAUUUGCUAAAUAGCUCAGUAAUUGAGGAACAGUCUGCAAGCAGAAAUGGAGCUGAAUUAGAAAUUAACUCGACUCAGGAAUCUGUACCAGAAAGUAUUGCCAGCUUGGAAGGUUCUGUCCCCACAUUGAAUCAACAGAGGUCUGUAUGUGCAUCCUCCAUCAAUGAAUCCAUAUCACUAGGUGACAGAAAAUUUUCACCCAAAGGAAAUGAAUAUGUAAGCUCUAUAUCAGAAAAGAUAGACAGUGUGGCCAGCUCACAAACAAAGGUCAGUUCAGAUGAAGUGACGUCUGCUUCAAAUUUAGUACCCGAAGAUAUUUUGUAUUCCAAAACUUCAGGUACAGUGACUGAAGCCAUAUCAAAGACUGAUAUCUCCAGUGCCACUAAGAAUAAUGAAACGGAUAUUGCAAGUACUGUUAAGUCUCAUUUCCCAACACAGAAGAGCUCAGGUAUCAAAGACCACAAGAAACAACAGAUGAAGGAAUCUGUGGCUUCAAUAAAGAACCAUGGAUCUCCCCUCAUGAGUUUGGUUUCCAAGUCUAAAGAAAAAGAAAGAAAGAAAGAAGAAAGAGAUACAUCAGAUAUUUAUUCAGAAUCUUUUGAGGUUGACUCAGAGAAUGAAAAUUCAAAUACUUUGUCCUCCCAAUUUCAUGGGCGGACCCAAGGGGCAUAUGGGGGGGACCUGGCCCUUGUGGUGUCAUCUGGCAACAUCUUGAAUGAUAUGGGGUACAGAACUUCUGCUCAUGGUGUUGGAGGAGUGACUGCAUCAGUGCAUGGGGGAGGAGAGAGUGCUUUGGGAGUAACACUUAGUGUGGUAGAAUCAUUGCUCAAAGAAGAAGAGGUUCAUCAUCAACACCAGAAAGCCCUCUUGAAGCUUCAGGAACAGUCAUUAGUUGAGGAAGCAAGGUGGAAGCUGGCUACCCUACAGUCUGAAGGGGGACCAGGCAUACGGCGGCGCCAGCGAGUUAUUGUGUUGCAAUUACGGGAGCAAAAAGCAUACCUCAGGCGCCUCAGAGAAACACAAAAUAUUGGAGCACAGCAGAGAAAACUUAUGCUUAUGCAGCUUCAUCACCUUCUUGGGACAACUACAAAUCUACCAGGAUUCAACACAAAAAGUUAUUUAACUACACCUAGAGGACAGUCUCCUAAUCCUGGCUCUCCACGGUUAACUCCUAGAGUAAUGGAGAUGUAUAGCUCAUCCUCCAGUGAUGCUCCAGAGGAUAUGACUCUCAAUUUGCUCAUGAGGGGCCGAGAUUCUGACUCAACCAGCCCCUCAGAAAGUGGUGGUGGUCGUGAGAAAAGAAGAUCCCAUUCAGAAGAUAGACAGAAAAUUGUUUCUGGUAGACUUCAUGAAAAGAGACGGACAGCUGAAAUUGAGGCUUUACAGCAACAAUUAUUAUAUGAGGACAAGGAGAUUCUUCGUCUAAAGGCCAAGUCUUCAUAUGAUAUUCAUGACAAAGACUCUGUAAAGCCAAAAAGAAAGGGAGAUUUCAUAACCAAAAGAUCUCGAGAGAAAAAGGAAAAACAUUCUGGCUCAGUUUCUCCCCAUGCAUUCCUUAAACAGGGCAGCAGAACUUCAACAGACAGUUCAGUUCCACCUGAAAGUAUAGUUGCUACAAUUCACAACAGCCAAAGUUCUGUUCAUGAAGAAGUGAGCAGUGAAGUGAUAUCACACAGUGAUGUUACAUCAUCCGUGUCAGAGCAGGAGGGGCUAACAAACACAAGUCAUAGGACAGGGAAUUCCCAAUCCAAGGAGGGUAGUGGUUCAAAGAGGCCAUUGUCCUAUGCAGUAAGUGAGAGGAAAACAAGUGAGUCCCAUGGCUCCAAGACCAAGAUAACAUCCAGUGAAUCUGAGACCAUAAAAGAACAAUUUUCAGGUAAUGACUCAAAAAGCACUGGAAGAAGUAGCUCAAGUAAAACUGUUGCUGCUGAAGAUACCACUGAUUCAGGAGAAAAGAGACUUGACCAUGAUAAAAGUGAAAGAAACUCCAGAUCCUCUGAAAAGUCAAGUACUACUAAGUCAGAAGUGUCUGAAAAAUGUCCAGAGUCUCAAGAAUCAUCCAUAAGAACUAAAUUUGGCUCCACUGGAUCAGCCAAAUCUGGGUGUAUGAGUAACAAGUCAGACUCCCUGAUUCCUGAGGAUAUCACAGAUAAUUCUAAGACAAGAAUUACCUCUAAUUCUUCAUGGUGCAGCACUGAAACAAGGACAGACUCUGGGACAAAAUCUAGUGAUAUUAAGUCAGUAGAGGGCAAGUCAUGUAGUCAGAAGUCAUCCACAAGAGGGCUACCCUUACCCUUGAAGGUCCCUUUGUCUCCCAGAUCUCCACACAGGCAACACAGACGCUACUCCAGUGAAUCAGAUGACUCUUUUACUCUCUCUCAGACAGAAACAGCUUCUGAUAUGUCAGAUGGAGAGGGUAAGCUCCUUGCCCUCAAAGAGGAAUUAGCUGUUAGACGAGCUGAGGCUGAGCGCCUCAAGAAGGAGAAGAGAAGGCUACGUCGAGAACGUUUGGCUUCUCAGGAAAGAGCACUCAGGCAGCAGAUUUCAACCUAUGAUGCCUACAUACAACAUGCACGCAUGGAACUGGAGAAAGAAUCAAAAGAAUUGCAGCAAGCAUCUAUGGUCAGACCCCUUAUCAAGAAACCUCAAGUUGCAGAAACCAAGAAAUCAAGACUUUCGGAAUCCUUUGCUGCUAGUCCAGAAAAGUCUGAUCAUUCGGAUGUCUCUUUGGUCUCAGAGGGUUCAAAAUCAGAUCACUCAAGUGUCUCAAAGUCUCUGGAUACAAGCUUAAAGGAGAUGCAACAUGUCAAACCUCUUGAAAUAAUUAAAUCUCAAGAGUUGCAUCUUAAACACAUGGGAGUUGUUUCAGCAAAGGAGCAAAUAGCAUCCUCUGGUAUUAGUAAAGAAGUGGAGACCAAAGAGCCAUCUUCAUCCAGCAAUAAAGUAACAACAGAGACUGUAGAGUCACAAAGAGAGAAUGAAUCAGAAAAGACAUCUCUCACAUCAUCAAUUUCAGAAAGUUUAAAUGAAGAAUCAGUUUCGGAGCACACUGAAGAUGACGACUCCUCUAAAAAAUCCCUCUCUCAAGAUUCUAGUGUUGAAACUGACCCAACUCAAUCUCAAGCCUCCAGCACAGAGACAAUAGUUCAUAGUCCACAGAAGCUUGAAUCAUCACAAAAGGAUGAUGCUGCCAUCUCUAUGAAUGAAGUAAAUGCAGCACUGCUAGAAGUACUUAAAGACAAUUACAGAAAUGAACCUGCAAGUCUUAGGAAAGCUGAUAAUAAUGACUAUGAAAUCACAGAUGAAGGUGAGAAAAAGCUGGAAAUAUAUAUACCAACAUCUGAUUUAAAAUCUUCAGAGGCAGAAGACUUUGUGGAAGGGAAUACAAAUACAAGUGCAGAGCAAAGCAUAUGUGAGGAAGUACUUGAUGACUUUGAGGAAGCAGAGAGUGAAGGCUUCAGCCAAAAAACAGAAAGUUCCAAAGAUAAACUUCUCCCAGUGAUUACAAAUGUUGAACUUGAACCUCAUAAAAAAAAUGAUACUAGUUAUUUAUCUUCUCUCUCAGAAAAUAAGGAGCCUUCCUUAAAGACUGAAUCUACCACUGAAGUGGAAACAUCAACAAGCCACAUUCCAGAAGCAAAGGAGAUUCCCUCUGAAAAUGAAAGCAGGCGACUCCCCCCCACUCCUGACCGACAGAGGCUGGUUGAUGACAUUUCUAAUAACAUUCUUGCUGUUAUGAUGAAAGAAACCAACCAACUUUUUACUAAUAUUGUAAAAGAUAAGGUUGGUAUCUCUAAAUCAUCAGAAACUGCAAGUUUUGUUGAAGUUGCUCAGGAUUCCACAUCACCAGAAGUAAGUGGAAAACUUUCAGAACCUCAGAGGGAUGGUGUUCCACAAUGCCAACAUUCCUCCUCAUCAGUACCAGAAGAGGAUUCCACUGUUGCCAGACCAAUUUCCAGCAAUAAAUCAGAGAUUCUACAACGAGUGAAUGAAUUAAUUGGCGAGGGUGGAUCUGUAUCUCAACAUCUUUCUUCCAUCAAUUCUCCAAGAUCUGAAAAUGUGCAGCUGACUCCUCAAAUGACUUUUGACCUAAGUUCUGAGAGCUCUUCACCAGUAUCUCCAAUCACAGCUAAACCAUCCAAGGUGGAAAGAGAUAAAGAGGCAGAACAGUCUAAGAGUGAUUCUCCUGCUGAGGAAACAACUAUUCCCAGCCUCCCUGCUGCCCAUUCGAAACCCAACGAAGAAGAGGAACAUGACUCUCUCUCCCCAAGUCAUGAUAUUGUUAAAGCUGAAGAGUAUAAAUUAGAUACAGAGACCUUGACCGACCGGCUGUUGAAUCUGGCCUCGGUCCCAGAGCUGGAGCUGGAGGCACGGCUUGGUCAGCUGGCUGAGAACACAGAAUUUUCUGUUGAGGGGAUUGAGGGAAAUUGGUUUGAUGAUGAUUUUUGGAAAUUUUCUGAUAACAAAAAGAAGCAGCAACAAUUGAAAGCAGAAGAGGAGAGAAUUACUGCUGAGAUUGCUCGCCUGGAAGAGCUUCAACAUCUACAACAAAAGUACCCAGGCCUGAUAUUUCGGGAGGUCCCUGACAAACCACCACCCCCAUACACACCUCCACAAGUUAUCUCCCCACCCACCUCCUCACCAGUUACCUCACCUACUCCUGUCAGACCCCCAGCCUAUAGCAGCCCUCCUGCCAGUCCAGUUCUACCUGAAACAGAGCCCCUCAGUUCCACACACUCCUCCAGCAUCUCACAUCGCCUCAGUAAGGCAGACCAGCGGAGAUUGGCUGCUCAUGUAACUCAGGUCGUCCCCAUCACUGAGGACGAAGCCUUGCCCAUUAUUGAUAGUGCCCUUGACAUCCUUUAUGAAGCAUGGCACAAUAACAUUGAUCCUGGAGACAUGCCUCCACCACCUCACACCGUAAUGGCAAAUGUCUUUUCUCAAAGCAGCUUCGACGAGGGAAUGCAUGAGGAUGAGAGAACUAGCACCAGAGCAUUCCAUCUUCUGCUGUUUUGUUUGGCCCAAGAGCUGCUCAGUGUGCCUUACAAGAUGCAGAAUGCCUCCCUUCCCCCACCUUGGAUGAAGCAGGCACUGCCCCAGGGGCGCAUGUUGAGCAUGCUGCGCACAAAGUCACAUGCUGAGAGGUUCUCUCAUAUCCGGGAGCAAGUCAAGGUACUGUUUGGUUGGAAGCCACCACUGCAGAAGGAAUCCCUUAUGAUCCGUUGGGCACAGAAGCAUCGGGAUCUUGUGGAUCAGGUGUUGGUGAAGGAACUGCAGGCAGAGGAAGCCAGCUGGACUAACUAUGAUGAAGAUGAGGCAGCUGUCAAGACUAAAGUUGCCAAUGAAAUUUUUGAUGCUCUACUAUCAGAAACAGUUGCCUUGAUAUCAAGCAUCCUAGUCAGGAAGUUAGGAUACAUUGCUCACUAAAUUAUGCAUCCAAGCACUCUAAAAGUGUGUUCACUUGUCACAAAUAGGUAAUUACUGUACCAUAUACGUAGUGAAUGUAAAUGGAGCUCUGACCAUCAUUCACAAGGCUGCCAAGUAGAUUCACGAGUUGACUGGUGCCAGCUGCUCAUGGGCUCUACAUCUCCCUUCACAUCCACCACAUUUAAAAGACGUAGUGGUAACCUCAGUGCCAGAUGAUUUUCAAUUCUGUGGAUAUGUUAUUUGUGAUAUUUUAGCAAUAAUAACUAACCUGGAGUGAUGGUGUGAAAGUUUUGCUUAUAUAUCUUGGAAGUGUGAAAUAUGGAUGGAUUAUGUUAGAUAUAACUACUAAUUUUAAGUCAAACCCCCAUUUUAAACUGAAGAAAGUACAUAUUAAACAAAUUAAAGACAUGUUUGAACACAAGAAAUGCAGACUGAGUAGAUUUAAGGUUUUAUAUUUUUGUAUUUGUACAUGGUUUUGAAAAUUAAAUAUUUAUUUCUGGGAUGCAAU
Molecule: messenger RNA, 10668 nt
Organism: Scylla paramamosain (green mud crab)
Lineage: Eukaryota; Metazoa; Arthropoda; Malacostraca; Decapoda; Portunidae
Exons: 15
Coding region: 246-10160 (3304 amino acids)
Biological process (GO): microtubule anchoring
Cellular component (GO): centrosome
Molecular function (GO): microtubule binding
Source: RefSeq, a predicted model, not a curated record